Messenger RNA from Daucus carota subsp. sativus, 2524 nucleotides. RefSeq names its product probable cyclic nucleotide-gated ion channel 14. Gene Ontology annotation, molecular function: monoatomic ion channel activity. The record is from RefSeq and is a predicted model, not a curated record. The transcript has 9 exons. Gene Ontology annotation, biological process: monoatomic ion transport; transmembrane transport. Gene Ontology annotation, cellular component: membrane. Lineage: Eukaryota; Viridiplantae; Streptophyta; Magnoliopsida; Apiales; Apiaceae.
CUGCAGCUGUGAUGUUCGUCCACAAUAGUGGCAUUACUUAUAGAUUCUUUUAAUAACUGUGGAGCAGCUUCAAACUCUUCCGGCAGGGCUAGCUGAAAUGGAGUUGAAUGGCAGAGAGAAGCAAGUCAGGUUUUACAGUAAUGGAGCUCAAAUUCACAAUGACAUAUGGGAAAGAACUGAGGCUGUAAAUCAGUCUCCAGAGUACAAGAUGUCGGCACCAUUGUUGAAGACAGACGGUUUUAGUAUCUUUCCUAGUAGUGUUGGUAAGAAAGGAAGAAUAAAUGGGGGAUCCGGGGUCAAGAAGAGAUCAUCUGGUGCUUCUAAAGUUUACCCAGAAAGCAAUCGUGAUCCACAAGAAACCCGAAAAGGGCCAAAAAUUCUUGAUCCUGGAAGUGAUGUUAUACUGAAUUGGAACAGAGUUUUCCUUUUCUUCUGCUUGGUGGCACUCUUUGUUGAUCCAUUGUUCUUUUACCUCCCUUCUGUGCAGAAGAGAUUUAAUGAAAAUUCGUGGUCAUCGUGUAUGAUUACUGACUUGAAUUUGGGAAUUAUAGUGACUUGUUUCCGUUCUGUUGCUGAUAUCUUCUAUGUUAUACACAUAUUCAUGAAGUUCAGAAUAGCUUAUGUCUCUCCAAGCUCGAGAGUGUUUGGUAGAGGUGAACUAGUGAUGGAUCGUCGCGAGAUAGCUAGGAGGUAUUUGAAGUCGGAUUUCUUCAUUGAUCUCAUCGCAGCACUGCCUCUUCCUCAGAUUGUCAUAUGGGGUAUAAUCCCUGGAGUCAGAAGCUCCCAUGCUGAUCACACUAAUAAUGCUCUGGUGCUAAUAGUCCUCCUUCAGUAUAUCCCGAGAUUAUAUCUGAUCUUUCCCCUCAGCAGUCAGAUCAUCAAAGCUACAGGAGUCGUCGCAAAGACAGCUUGGGCCGGAGCUGCUUACAAUCUUGUUCUCUACAUGUUAGCUAGUCACGUCUUAGGAGCAUCCUGGUACUUGUUGUCUAUCGAAAGGCACGCAACCUGCUGGAAGUCAGCCUGCAGAGCCGACCAAAAUCCUGUGAAAUGCUUUCCACGGUUCUUGGAUUGUCGUACUUUUGAGGAUGAUGACAGACAGACAUGGGCAAAUAACACGACGGUGUUUCAGAAAUGUGAACCAGGCAACACUGAAAAUUUCAAGUACGGAAUCUUUGAAAAUGCAGUUGCAAACAAUGUUGUCUCUUCACAGUUUCUUGAGAAGUUCUUCUAUUGUUUAUGGUGGGGGUUACAGAACUUGAGUUCUUAUGGGCAGAGUCUGUCAACAAGCACAUAUAUAGGUGAAACCUCAUUUGCCAUACUCAUCGCGAUCUUGGGUCUUGUUCUGUUUUCCCAUUUAAUCGGAAACAUGCAGACAUAUCUUCAAUCCAUGACCGUGAGGCUUGAGGAAUGGAGGCUUAAAAGACGCGAUACUGAGGAGUGGAUGAAGCAUCGCCAACUCCCUCAGCAUCUCCAGGUACGUGUUCGUAGUUUUGUCCAAUACAAGUGGCUAGCAACCAGAGGAGUCGACGAAGAAUCUAUUUUACACAGCUUACCUAAAGAUCUCCGCCAAGACAUCCAACGCCACCUAUGCCUGGAUCUUGUUCGUCGUGUUCCAUUUUUCUCACAGAUGGAUGAUCAGUUGCUUAAUGCUAUUUGUGAACGCCUCGUGUCAUCGUUAAGCACCCAGGGUACCUUCAUAGUUCGUGAAGGUGAUCCAGUCACAGAGAUGCUUUUUGUAAUCCGAGGGAGGCUAGAGAGCUCAACUACGGAUGGAGGGCGAACAGAUUUCUUCAAUUCAAUCACUUUGAGACCAGGUGACUAUUAGGGUGACUAUUGUGGCGAGGAAUUGCUAGCUUGGGCAUUGCUCCCAAAAUCGACUCUAUAUUUACCAACUUCCACAAGAACAGUAAAAGCCCUUAACGAAGUGGAAGCAUUUGCAUUGCGUGCAGAGGAUCUCAAAUUUGUGGCAAAUCAGUUCAGACGACUCCACAGUAAGAAGCUACAGCACACGUUUCGUUUUUACUCUUACCAUUGGAGGACCUGGGCAGCUUGUUUCAUUCAAGCUGCAUGGCGUAGACACAAGCGACGAUCAAUGGCAAAGACUCUUAGCACAAAAGAGUCGUUUUACUUACCUCAUAAUGAUCAUAUGGCCGAUGAAGCUGGAAUUGGGGAAGGAGGAAGAAACAGUGUGAGCUCUUCUCAUGCUACUCAGAGCCUCGGGGUCACCAUAUUAGCUUCCAGAUUUGCUGCAAAUACAAGAAGAGGCGCACAGAAGACGAAGAAUAUGGAAAUGCUAAAGUUACAAAAGCCCGAAGAGCCAGACUUUUCAACUGAACCAGAAGAUGAUUAGUUGUGAACUAUAGUGAUUUAUCAUAUAUAUGACUGAAAAAUUUAAUACAAAAAAACAACAGGAAAUCAGAAAUUGUCUAAGAAUGUAAUUUGAGCUUCGCUCUGUGAACUAAAAAUGUCAAAUACAAGUGAUCAAAUCUUUGGCCUACUUAAUCUUUUCUAAUUACAUAACAAA